AUGAAUUGUUUAGAAACAGUUCAAGUACCAUUGAAAAAAACCAUCGAAAAACAAAUUAAUCUCUAUUCAACUGAACAUUCAGAUGAUGAACACGAUGAUGAACAUGAAAAAGAUGAAAAUACUCAAUAUGAUAGUGAUAAUGAUAAUGAUUUUGAACGAAUUUUAUUCAAAACAAAUCAUGAUGAUCAACAAACAACACUUUAUUGUUUUCCAACGUACGAUUGCUUAGCAAAAUUCGGCGUGUCAUUUCCAUCAUCGUUGAUCAAUCAACAGAGAGGCAUCGAUCGAAUGCCUUUUUCUAGUUAUUAA
Messenger RNA from Rotaria socialis, 309 nucleotides. The record is from the annotation of a GenBank genome assembly. NCBI's taxonomy places the organism in Eukaryota, Metazoa, Rotifera, Eurotatoria, Philodinida, Philodinidae.